UGCUUCAAAGAAGACGGGCGUGUCAGAGCGAAAGGUGACUUGUACAUGACCAUGGAUAAAUAUUUCACGGACCGUCACAACCAGCGCUGGACAUCGGACAAGGAGGCACGACUCAUCGGCCUUUACGAGGAGAACAGGCUGUUGUGGGAUAGCCGCCACCCCGACUACCGCGACAAGGACAAACGCGAACGUGCCAUGAGCGCCAUUGCCGAAGGGUUGCAGGACGAAUUUGACGUGUUGAACGUGAAAAACAAGAUCAAAUGGCUGCGCGAUUACUUUGUAAAGGAACUGAAGAGGGAACUUGGCUUGACGGUCAAAACAACCUCGCAACAAGGGCCCUCCACCCAAGGCUACGUGUCCCGCUGGGAGCACUUUAACAGGUGGGCUUUCCUGCGCAGCAUCUUCAGUGCCGACUUGUGCUCGCCUUCGACCACCGAUGCACCAGACUCGCCAGCACCAACAAGCGAGAAAGAGCACGCGGAUGCCGUACCAGCAUUCCAGAUCCCGCCAGCGGUAGAGAAAAGCGGACAGGACUCGCCAGCCAGUGACGCCGAGACAGGACCGAGAAACGAGUCUGGUUGCGCAACGAUCGGCGACGUCUCCGUGGAUUCGUUCUCCCUGUACGUCAUCUGGCAGCUGCGCCAGAUGAACCAGUACCAGAGAGACUUGGCGAUUCUGCGCAUAUGGCAGCAGCUGUUCGACGCGAAAUACACAGUCGAGCCAAGCAUCGCUGCCGUUGGGGCAGCUCAGGCGACUCUUGGUGGCACGGGGACGUCUCGUCACAGUCAACCGGCCUCUACAACACGCGACUCGCAGGCGGCCUGUGCUCUACGGCUCCCGUCGCCCAUUCGUGUUGGUGGUGUUGAAAUCAAGGGCACCAAACAGACCAGUCUGGGUGCAAGACCAGCGAGCGCGUAACCUAGAAUACCUUAAACCGCGUGUGAAAGUGUGAAAAAUGUCAUCCGUAAAGAGAGGAAACCGCAUAUUUUACUAGUGUGUUUAAUAUGUUAUGAAUAAACAACCUUUAUUUGAGUAUUAA
This is a messenger RNA of Dermacentor andersoni, 1039 nucleotides long. RefSeq lists its product as uncharacterized. The record is from RefSeq and is a predicted model, not a curated record. NCBI's taxonomy places the organism in Eukaryota, Metazoa, Arthropoda, Arachnida, Ixodida, Ixodidae.